Molecule: messenger RNA, 3575 nt
Organism: Nothobranchius furzeri (turquoise killifish)
Lineage: Eukaryota; Metazoa; Chordata; Actinopteri; Cyprinodontiformes; Nothobranchiidae
Product: myosin light chain kinase, smooth muscle
Biological process (GO): intracellular signal transduction; protein phosphorylation; positive regulation of apoptotic process
Cellular component (GO): cytoplasm; nucleus
Molecular function (GO): protein binding; ATP binding; protein serine/threonine kinase activity
Source: RefSeq, a predicted model, not a curated record
AGAGCAGACUGAAGGUUGGGAGAGUUGCUCUACAGGCUCUUCUUGUUUCCUGCUCUCGCUCUCAUGCAACACAACAUGGGAGAAACGUGUUUACGGAGGAGGAAAUGGAUACAAAAAGCUGACAGAGGACAAAAGUAUCAGUGAAAGGAGAGAUUUGUGUUUUCCAAGUCCAGAGGGGCAGCAGGGGCUGGACAUGUGUGCUUUUGAUCAGCUUUCUGAUAAAACAGUUUCCUGCCUAAGUUGGGACAGAGACAGCAAAAGGCUCCCCCCUUUUCUGUUUGCAUCCAGGAGGAUGUGUAAACACACACACACACACACACACACUGACUGUGAGUGAGCAUGGAGCGCUAGUAACUUUCUCCCCGUCUCAGUGAAAAGCAGUCAGGAGAGGAAGAGGAGGCCUGAUAGAUGAGCAAGGGUUUGAAGAUCAGCUGCUGACGUGCCACUGGAGCUCAAAGAUGGACAAAGGUGGUGAAAAACCAAAGACAUAUGUGUCUACCUUUCAACUGGCCCUCAGGCCUCGGCACUGUGUGAAGAAGCAGAAGAAUGGACUGGAUACCAGUAAGAGGACAAUAACAGGAAACAACAAACUGGAAAGAGCACAUGCAACAGACGGCAAACAUGUCACAUUUCAGAGAAUGGAAGCUCCUUGCUUCAAAGAGUCACUCAGAGACCUUUCAAUCUGUGAUGGAGGUGAUGCUACGUUUCAUGGUGUCAUCACAGGAAGCGAACUGCUGAGUGUUUCCUGGCUGCACAACGGUGUUGAGCUGAACUCCUGUAACGCCUCCUUCAAAAACAGCCUUGCCACACUGACUGUGAGACAGUGUUCAGCAGGAAACGCUGGGGUGUACACCUGUGUGGCUGAGAAUGGUGCAGGAAGGAGAUCGUGCAGUGCUGUGUUACAAGUCACAGCAGCAGCAGCAACACAACCCCCCUCCAGAACAAGCAACCAUAGGCUGUCCAGUGAGGAAGCACUCAGGACGUCAAAUGAAAACAACGACCAGUCCUCCACUGCUGAUGGGAAAAAUCAACACACAGGAGAAUUAGAUAAAGGUCAACCUACUGCUUCCUCUCUCACAGCUAUCAGAGACAGCAGGCCUCCUACUAAAGUCCCAGCACACAAAGGGCCUUGUGUGGAGUUUGUUAACCCACCAGAGAAGGUGGAGGCCCGUGUGGGUGAGCAGGCUCGGCUACGCUGUGAGUUCAGGAGCAGCUCUCUUCCUGUGGCCUGCUGCUGGAUUUACAACAGAACCAAAGUGGUGGCAGGAGGGCCUCGGACGGCGGUUAGGAUCGACGGGACCCAAAGCAGCGUGGAGAUCUCUCAGGCCCUUCUGGAAGACUCGGGCUCGUACACUUUUGUUGUUCGGACCAGACACGGCUCUGCUCGGCACACGGUGUCCCUCAGUGUUGUUGAUCGACCCGCUCCUCCUUCAUCCCAGCCCGUAGUGUCUAGUGUGUCCUCCCAGUCCCUGGUUCUGUCCUGGACGGGACCUGGCUACGACGGAGGCACAGCUGUGUUGGGAUACAUUGUGGAGGUCAGUCAAGAGGGUUCUGACAAGAGUGGGAGCUGGACUGCAAUCGGCAGGAGUAAAAACACGUCAUACCACAUCUGCUCAGGCCUGGAGGCUCUGAAACAGUACCGGUUCCGCGUCAAGGCCUACAACUCAGCGGGGACCAGCGAGCCGAGCCAGGAAUCUGUGUGUGUCAGGAUGGCAACAUCAAGGGAGAAGAAAGAAGAGUCAGAGCCAUAUGUCAUGGUGACUAUCGACACCAAGCAUAAGGUCAACGAUCAUUACAAUGUGCACGAGAAGCUGGGAGUUGGAAAGUUCGGCCAGGUGUUCCGAAUGACCCACAAGAUAACGGGCCAAGAGUGUGCAGGCAAGUUCUACCGAGCUCGAGUCUCCAAGGACAAGGCUGCUGCUCGCAAAGAGAUGCAAAUCAUGAACAAGCUGCACCACCCCAAACUUGUGCGGUGUCUAGCUGCCUACGAUACCCGCUCAGAGAUGGCCUUGAUCAUGGAAUAUAUUGCAGGUGGGGAGCUCUUUAAACGCAUUGUAGAUGAAAACUUUGAGCACACCGAACCCACCAGUGCACGCUACAUGAAGCAGAUCCUAGAGGGCAUGCAGUACGUCCACAAGCAGAACAUCAUCCACCUGGACCUGAAACCCGAGAACAUCGUCUGCGUGGAUCCAUCUGGUACACGGAUCAAGAUAAUCGACUUUGGCUUGGCCUGUGAACUAGAUCCGACUAAAGAUCUGACAGUGAUGCAUGGUACUCCGGAGUUUGUGGCCCCUGAGGUCAUCAACUUUGAGCCUGUGGGAUUGGAAACAGACAUGUGGAGCAUCGGAGUCAUCUGCUUCAUCUUGCUCAGUGGAGAAUCCCCCUUCCAAGGAAACAACGAUGCCGAGACGCUAGCUCUUGUGACUGCAGCCCAAUAUGAGUUUGACCCAGAGAGUUUUGAAGACAUCUCUGAUGAAGCGAAAGACUUUAUCAGCUCGCUGCUCAAGAAGAACAAAAGAGGCAGGAUGUCAUGCACAGAGGCCCUCGCCCACUCCUGGAUGGCGUCUUUCACCCCUCUGACCCGCAGACCCACCAAGUCGCUGAAUAAAGAGAAAAUGAAGCGUUUCCUGGCUAGACGCAAAUGGAAGAAAGCCGGCAAAGCGGUUCUGGCUCUGAAGCGGAUGACUAACCUCUCCAACAGGCCAGACUCUCCAGGCCACUCCUUAGAGGAGCCAGGCUGGAGCCGGGAGGCUGAGGAGGCCAUCCAGUCGCUGGACAAGCAGCUGCAGAUGGAGCCGCACUUCCAGCUGACCCUGAAGGAUGUCACCCUUCCCAAAGGAGCAACCACUGUGCUGACGUGCCUCGUUGACGGAUACCCACGUCCAGAGGUGAAGUGGCUUCACGACAACCGGCCGCUGUCUGAAUUGCGCAGAGCAGUGAUAAUGCAACAUGAGGACGGACUCUGUGUUCUGGUUCUGGAUGAUCUGAUGCCCUCUGACUCCGGGGUUUAUGUGUGCCGAGCCAGAAACGAGCUGGGGGAAGCUAAAUGCUCUGCCAAGUUGAAUGUGGAACGCUGAGAGAAUGUGAGUGGGUGGAUUUAGGAUUUCCUUUCUUAUUGUUCUACCGGUAAAUGGACACGCGUCACACACAAGACUGCUUUCACACUGGAUCCCAACCAAAUAGGAAGAUUUAACCAGUUACCUUCAAUCACAGUUUCUGCUGUUCAUACACUUCAUCUAUGUCCUAAAUUAGCUCUGUUGAGUUAUUUAAACACACACAGGGACUCACAUUAGCUUCACUAUUAACACACCUGCACAUUUUGUAUAUUGGAAUGUUUUUUUAAGUUUUAUUAAAGGUAAUAAAAUGUAAGGUUUACAGAAAUACCUUGAGAUGACGUGAGGAAAAGGUUGUUUUUAUGCCAGAUUGUUAGUUUGAUGCUUUAGUUGUUAGACAAACACGUUAACAUUAAAUGUUUUUAUACAAGUAUGACCAAAGCAGAAAGCAUCUUCUUGUUUUGUAAACUUUUAUGAAUAAAUUAUCUGUUGCUUGUGACAAUUACAGCUCUUUUGGUUUUA